GUUAUUGAGUUGUAAGCUCGUUACCGUCUCUCAUUUUCUGUUUAGAGACCUGUAUAUUUCUCCAGCAUUAUGGAUCUUUCAUAGAUUGAAUACUUAUCCACUUACAUACAUAGCUAACUUAGAGAUAGUCAAUCAUUUUCGUCACUUCAUUUCUCUCUGUGCCUCUCUCUAAUUUCCAACUUUGCGAACACCUAUCAUGGCGCGUACCAAGCAAGCCAAACCCGUCGAGCGCCAACCGUCAUCCGAAUACGUUACACGCCAGACAUCGACGCCCUCUAAGAAAGGAGGUAUUACCGCGCACCAAUCUAAUGGAGUUGCCAAUAAAUCGCUGCCAGCGCCGGCGCUGGCGAAGAAGGAUGCCGGCGUAGCGCAAUUGGUGGUUGCCGUCGCUGGUAUCUACGGUUCCUUCCUCACCUGGGCGUAUCUACAAGAGAAACUCACGACGACGCCGCACGGCGCGGCCGGGGCCACCGAGGUGUUCAAGUACCCGGUAUUCCUCAACACGAUCCAGUCGCUGUUCGCAGCGACGACAGGUGCUUUGUACCUAUAUGCCAGCACGCCUUCAGGCCAACCCAUACCGCCGGUUAUCCCAUCUCGCGCGAUCCUCGCACCACUACUACUCGUCGCGCUGACCAGCUCGCUCGCCAGCCCGUUCGGCUACGCCAGCCUCGCGCACAUCGACUACAUCACCUUCCUCCUCGCCAAGAGCUGCAAGCUGCUCCCCGUCAUGCUCCUCCACGUCACCGUCUUCCGCAAGCGCUACCCGCUGUACAAGUACCUCGUCGUCGCCGCCGUCACGGCCGGCGUUGCGGUGUUCACCCUGCAUUCCGGCAAGGCGCGCGGGAAGAAGGGUGGUGAGGUCGCCGGGAACAGUGUCUGGGGACUGCUGUUACUGGGUGUGAAUUUGUUGUUCGAUGGCUUGACGAAUAGUACCCAGGACUACAUCUUCGGCGCUUUUCAGCCGUACUCGGGACCCCAGAUGAUGUGCGCGAAUAAUCUUAUGAGCACCGCGGUUACGGCGGCGUAUCUGGUUCUUAGCCCGUGGCUCGUGCAUACGGGUGUUGGCGAGUGGCUUGGCAUGGACGUCGCGGGCGGCGCGGGGGAGCUGGAGGCUGCGCUCGGGUUCAUGGGGAGACAUCCGGGUGUUUGGGCUGAUGUGUUGGGGUUUGCGGCUUGUGGUGCUGUUGGUCAGGUUUUCAUCUUCUACACCCUAUCGACCUUCUCGUCGGUACUCCUCGUGACGGUAACGGUGACGCGCAAGAUGUUCACCAUGAUCCUCUCCGUCGUCGCCUUCGGCCACCGCCUUAGCCGCAUGCAGGUCCUAGGCGUCGGUCUCGUCUUCGGCGGCAUUGGCGUCGAGGCCGCCAUUGCACGUCAGGAGAAAUUGGCCAAGGAGGCGGCGAAGCGGAAGGCGGUCGCGGAGAAGAACGGGAAGGCCCAGUGAUUUUUUUUAACAAAAAAUCAUCUACUUUUAUUAUAUCUUAGGACUCAGCCGUUUGGUUUUCAUGUCGGCAGUAUUAUUAGUUAGUUCCAAUGAGUCGGCCGGAGGCAGCCCCCGUGUGUAUAUAGGAAGGGAAGGGACGGGGCUGGACCGCUGUUAUGUAAAUAUUGCUUUUAUAUCGUACGACUUGUCGACCUAAGCGAAUUACGUUACACGAGAAGGCGACGAAAAGGGGAAACGACAAAGCCACGGAGGUUUGCUAGAUAGUAGCAAGACUACAGAUAGAAACUCGAAUAAUGAGAAGACGGUUCCAAUA
This is a messenger RNA of Annulohypoxylon maeteangense, 1757 nucleotides long. RefSeq names its product UAA transporter. Lineage: Eukaryota; Fungi; Ascomycota; Sordariomycetes; Xylariales; Hypoxylaceae. Gene Ontology annotation, biological process: UDP-galactose transmembrane transport. Gene Ontology annotation, molecular function: UDP-galactose transmembrane transporter activity; UDP-glucose transmembrane transporter activity. The coding region runs from base 197 to 1444 and encodes 415 amino acids. The record is from RefSeq and is a predicted model, not a curated record. The transcript has 3 exons. Gene Ontology annotation, cellular component: endoplasmic reticulum membrane; Golgi membrane.